UUUUCUUGUGUUUCUCCUAACGUAAUCAAUGCGAUGUAACUACAUAAAUAACCAGCAUUGUUGUUUGCUUUGGAAAUAAUGGAAAGCGAAAUGUAAAACUGAUAAUUCAAGCGACGACAUUUGUUCCUUGAAGUUGGUUUCGAAUAUCGAACAUAUUAUUCACUUUGCUUACGCGAGCACAGUCAACAGAAAAGUGACACAGUGCUACGUAGGAAGUGAUAUUGAUGGGAAAUAGUUUGGUGUAGUAGCGUUGCAGAAUACUAGGCCAAAAAUCAUGGCACGUUUUAUUAUUAGUUUUGUGGGAAUUAUCGCGGUGUUUUUGCUCUAUAUUCAAAUCGUUAAGUCAACAGAUCAAGAUGCGAUAACUUCAGUAACAGAAUCCGCAAUAUCGUAUAUCGAUGUAUUCAAUGAGUCUAGUAGAAGAGAUAAUAGUUGUGAGUGCAUUUCAUAUGACUGUGGAUGCUGCCAACACAUAGAAUGGGAUAGAAUUGAUUUGAAUGGAACAUUAUGUGCAAAUGCCAGCUACUUGGAACAUGAUUAUGGGAUUUCAGUUACACUUACUUAUAAUAAUUAUUCUAUUAUUAAUGAAACAGUUUCAGCUCGAAACCCACCACCUAUUUGUGUAGGAGAAGAUGUCAUAGAUUUGGUUGAAGUUGAAAUUUGCUUACGUAUUUAUGAUAUAGAUGUUGAAUGCAAUAAGUUUCAUGUCUGUUUUGAGAUUUUGGGAAAAAUCAUGAAAUUUAAGAUCUUGCCAAUAAAACUUGGCUGUGUAAAUAGCACAUUGUUUAAAAAAAUCCAAUAUACAGAAAAUAGAGCUAUUUCUGACUUGUCACGAUUAUUUUUGAGAAGAAAGUCAAAAGAUUCUACAUUACCUCAGGUGAUUAUGGUAUGAUUAAAAUAUAUGAGAUAAAGACGUACAUCUAAAUAAUGUAUACAAGCUAUUUCUCUUUAGGUCGUAUAGAUUCUUAUUUAAGUGCAUAUGUAUAUACUAUAUAUAUUUUUUGUAUUUUUGUCUUCACGUAAUGAAAUCAACUUUUGUUUAAAAAAUGCAUAAUCGCCGUGUGAGAGAUGAUUUAAUAUUAAAACGUUAUAUUCUUUUUUGAAUCGAGUGCUUGUUAUUUUUUGCAUUUUAUCCUUACAAUAUAUAUUAAAAAAUAAUCGAAUUGGCUAUAACAUAUGCUGUAAUUUAUAUUUUAUUUUGCUGUGUACUACAUAUAAGUCGAAUUGCAUUAAAGUAAGGUACUGUACAUACAUUUCCACUAGUGCCACUACCAUGGCUACUACUGAGUAACGCAUGCGUGGAUAUCCGUUUAAUCACGCUUUGUACACGUUUUACGGUGCUUCUAUUAUUUCAAUGUACUUAUAUAUUAAAUACAAAUGUUUUAUGUAAAAAUACAAUGUUGCAUUUUAACGUGCCAACAUGCAUAAUAAAAAAAUGUUCACGUUUACUGACAAUAUUUAAGAGAAAUGAUAAAUUGCAUGAGAUAACCUCUUCAUAUUGUGUACAUGUCCGGAAAAGAACCAAUGGUCCAUGGAGAGUAUUAUUUUUUGGAACAGAUAAUUUUGCCAUCGAAAGUUUACGAAGUUUGUAUAAUGAAUACAGAACUAAAAACUUAUGCCGAUUAGAAGUUGUAUCAACAUAUAAAGAGAGAAAAAAUGUUGUUGUACAAUUUGCGGAAGAAAGAGAAAUUAUUGUUAAUAAAUGGCCUCUAGAAAAUAAUCCACAAAAUUUUGAUGUUGGCGUAGUUGUCUCUUUUGGUCAUCUAAUACCAUCAAAUAUUAUAAAUUCAUUUCCACUUGGUAUGUUAAAUGUUCACGCUAGUCUAUUGCCACGAUGGAGAGGAGCAGCUCCAAUAAUUUAUUCCUUAAUUAAUGGAGACACACAGACAGGAAUUACAAUCAUGAAAAUAAUGCCAGAAAAAUUUGACAUUGGAGAAAUAAUAAUACAGGAAAAAGUAGAUAUUUAUCCAGACGAAACCUUACCAGAAUUGUAUGUUAAGUUGGCUAAAGUAGGUGCCAAUGUUUUGCUCUGUGUAAUAAAACAAUUGCCACAUAUAUUAUCAUUAUCAAAGCCUCAAGAAAACAUAGGCAUAACAUACGCGCCCAAAGUUUUAUCCAAGAUCUCUUGGGUAAAGUGGGAUGCUAUGACGGCGAAGAACGUAUAUGAUCUGUAUCGCGGACUUCUAGGAUUGUAUCCAUUAACGACCAAGUUUGAUGACAGGACAAUAAAAUUGUUAGACAUCCAGCAGGUGACAAAACCGACAAAUGCAAUGAAUCCAGAAGAUGACACGCCGGGCUCGGUGAAAUUUGAUAAAAUCAGCAAAACAUUAAUUGUAACAUGUAAAGGACUAAGCUGGGUUUCAAUAAAUAAGAUAAGAAUAGCAGGUCGUCCAGCUAUGAGUGCAGUGGACUUUCAAAAUGGAUUUAUGCGGAAUAAAAUGCAAAAACAGAUACGUUUCCAGAGUGAAUUUUGAUAGUCGCUUCCGCAUAGCAAAAGUCUUUUGUUGUAUACUGUAAUACAAUAUCAUUUCUUAAUAUUUACGAUACUUUGUUAUAAUAGUAAUAUUUAAGAAUGUACAAUAUUAGAACAUACACACACAGAAUGUAUCAUCGAUAUGUUUAUCGUGAGAAUAUAAAAAAUUGUUCCAUGA
This is a messenger RNA of Pseudomyrmex gracilis, 2651 nucleotides long. RefSeq names its product methionyl-tRNA formyltransferase, mitochondrial-like. Gene Ontology annotation, biological process: biosynthetic process; conversion of methionyl-tRNA to N-formyl-methionyl-tRNA. The coding region runs from base 1398 to 2474 and encodes 358 amino acids. The record is from RefSeq and is a predicted model, not a curated record. Lineage: Eukaryota; Metazoa; Arthropoda; Insecta; Hymenoptera; Formicidae. Gene Ontology annotation, molecular function: methionyl-tRNA formyltransferase activity. The transcript is spliced from 9 exons. Gene Ontology annotation, cellular component: mitochondrion.